This is a messenger RNA of Siniperca chuatsi (mandarin fish), 3412 nucleotides long. RefSeq names its product bloodthirsty-related gene family, member 2 (gene btr02). NCBI's taxonomy places the organism in Eukaryota, Metazoa, Chordata, Actinopteri, Centrarchiformes, Sinipercidae. The record is from RefSeq and is a predicted model, not a curated record. Gene Ontology annotation, molecular function: protein binding. Bases 245 to 1552 code for a protein of 435 amino acids. The transcript has 9 exons.
UGCACCUGUUGAGCGUACAACGUUUGCAGUAUCUGUGUAUUAUUACCUAAAAUUGUGAACAAAAGCAGUGCAGACUGACUGCAGUGUUAUCUGGACAGGAUCAACUUGAAUAGAUUUAUCUUGUGACCCUUUGGAGGGGGCCGACCCUUAGGUUGGGAACUUGACUAAACUGUCUAAAACUAGCUCCAUCCUGCCCAGCAUGAACAAGAAAAUGCUGCUUAGCCUACACACUGAUGCAUAAAGUAUGGCCUCUACAAUAUGCCUCCUCCCCAAGAAGCACUUCUUGUGCUUUCUGUGUAGAGACAUCUUCACCAGCCCAGUGACUACACCAUGUGGACACAGCUUCUGCUUGUCCUGUCUCUGCCACUACUGGACACAACACCAGUCCAAAUACUGCCCCCACUGUAAGAGAGUGUUUACUGACAGGCCUGAGCUCAGUGUCAACCGCAUUCUGGCAGACCUCUCAGACAAUUACAGGAAGACUCGACCACAGAAACCACCUGAUGAGGAAAUGGUUAUAGAUGUUGAGCAAAUGAUUAAGGAGAGGCUGCAGAAGAUAGAAAGGUUGAAAUAUUCCCUGGAGCUCCAAAAGAACUCUUACCUCAGAGAGGUGCGAGAGAGCCAGAAGGUCUUCUCUGCCCUCGUAAAUGCUAUGGAGAAGAGUCACAAAGCGGUCGUUGCAGCAAUUGAGGAGAGACGGGGAGAGGAGGAGAAGAGAGUAGGAAUACUGGUGGGAGAGCUUGAACAGGAGAUCCAUGAGCUGAGGAAGGAGGCCGCUGAAUCUGACCCAGAGAUUCCUGUAAACAGUGAUCAAAGUGACGAUAUGAAGCAAAACAGUGUUUCCACUCUGUGCCCCUCUGAGAUGAAGGAGUGGUCCAAGGUAACCAUAGAAACUGACCCUUGUGUUGGGGUCACCAGACGAGCACUGUCAGACAUGAUGGAAAAGAUAAAGGUAGAAAUCAACAGGCUCUCCAAAUCUGAACUUAAGAGAAUAGAGAAAUACACAGUGGAUGUCAAUCUGAGUGCUAAGACAGCCCACCCCUUUCUCUCUGUCUCAGAUGACAGAAAACAUGUGAGACACACAGACAAGCUUCAGGAGGUAUCAGAUCACCCCAAGCGGUUUGAUUGUGUGGCAAACGUGCUGGCCAGAGAAAGCUUCUGCAGUGGGAGGUGCUACUGGGAGGUGGAGGUUGGGGAGAAGAUCGAGUGGAACCUGGGUGUUGUCAGACAGACCAUAAACAGGAAGGGCAAGUUCACUGUCUGCCCUGCAAAUGGUUUCUGGACUUUGAGCCUGAAGACUGGAGGCCAGUACAUUGCCAACACCUCUCCUGUCACCCCAUUGGCUCUAGAGCAGAGACCUAGGAAGGUGGGCGUGUUUCUGGACUACACAGAAGGCCGUGUGUCCUUCUACUGCGCAGAAUCUGGAGUCCACAUUCACACCUUCACAGAUACAUUUACUGACAGGCUCCAUCCAUUCUUCAGUCCUGGUCGCCUGCAUGGCAGCAAAAAUGCUGCUCCCCUAAUCAUCUGUUCUAAUUUCUGCAGCAUCUAAACAUCAUACUUAAUACACGAUUUAUAAAUCUUCAGUAUAAAUACAGUUGUGAUUAUCUUUUCAGUAUCAAUCCAGUGUGUCAAAUAUAUUUAUUUACUUACAAAUCCAUAUGAAAAACUACAAUGAACCACAUUUUCCCUGUCAGAACAGUGAACAAGAGGUUGCAUAAGGACUGACUCCCUGCACUCGAAAAAACUUCAAUGAAACCCAUAAACAGAUUGAAAAGGAAAGAGGAGGGUACAAGAAAAGAGAAGGCUCUCAUAAAUGAACAAGCGAGUCAAAGUCAAAAAGAAGCGAAAAUGGGUUGCUGAGUUGGAUGGAUGCGAGGGGCUGCAGGGUUGGGACAGAGGUUGACGAGGAGCAGGGAGGGAGGGCACAGCAAAACAGCAGGGCAUUGUGCUUGUACACCAGGCACUGGGAGACACACUCAAACACAUUCACUCAUUCACACACUGACACAGUCGUGCACACAAGCGCAUGCUUCUGCCCACUGCCACACAGACUUGUGCUGGCAUCUCGGAGGGCAGCCCCAUCUCCAGUCCAGUGCAGGGUGUCGAAGCUGAUCGACUCUCUUUGCUUCAGUUCACCUGACCUCUGAGAUAGAGCCUCCCCUGCUCUCCAGCCUUUCUGUGGACUGAACUGAAUUCUCAGGGCCGUCAUUCACAACUCCAGGCAUCCCAACUGAUCUACACGAGCAAAGGAGCAGUACCACUAACCUGUGGACCAAGGGGAGCAGUGAGAGUACUUCAUUUGAGGAUACCUGUCCUUGUCUAACCCAAGCUGAACUCAACGACAUCAUUACCCGAAGACUGAAGAUCCAGUAGUGGAGCACAAUAUUUCCAGUACUGUCACUGACUGUCACAUUUCUUUGUGAGACUAUAAGUUGGUACUCUGCAACGAAAAAGACUGAAAUAAAACCAAGACGUCCAUCUGAUUCAAACAACACCUUUCACCAUGGCAACCACGGGCAUGCAGUUGCUGGGCCUAAUCAUGUCCAUUGUGGGCUGGGUGAGUGGGGCGAUAGUUUGUGCCAUCCCCCUGUGGCGAGUCACUGCCUUCAUCGGUAACAACAUAGUGACGGCUCAGAUCAUUUGGGAAGGCCUUUGGAUGAAUUGCAUUGUGCAGAGCACAGGUCAGAUCCAGUGUAAGGUGUACGACAGCUUGCUGGCUCUGCCCAGUGACAUGCAGGCUGCCCGAGGCCUCACCGUGUUCUCCAUCCUAAUCUGUGGCCUGGCUCUGGCUCUGGGGGUCCUAGGAGUCAAGUGCACAAAGUGCAUCGGUGUAAACAGCCUCAAGGCCCGUAUUGCUCGCAUCUCUGGUGCCCUUUUUGCCAUUGCAGGGUUCCUCUACCUUGUGCCCAUCUGCUGGACUGCCCACUCCAUCAUCAGGGAUUUCUAUGAUCCACAUGUGGCGGCCCCACACAAGCGUGAGCUUGGCCCUGCCCUUUACAUUGGCUGGGGGGCAUCAGCCUUGCUCCUCAUUGGAGGAUCUCUGCUCUACGCUGGGUCAAGUCCCCCUGGCAUCCCAGGCUCUCCCACCUUCAGCAGUGGAGAAAGUAGUCCUCGCAGGGCACCUGCCACACAAGUCAAAGGUUAUGUCUAAGUUUCCAAAAUGUCUGAAUGCCUUCAAGUCCCACAAAUAUACCCCAAACGAUGACAAACCUGAUUCAUUUCCUUUUGAUUUUGCUUCUUGUAAUUAUUUUAUAUUUAAUGUUAUUCCAGUUUGCUUUUUUCUCUGAAAAGCUGCAGGAGGCUGUUUAGGGAAAAUUGAACUCAUUUCAUUAUUUCAUAUCCUUCAGUAACCUUUUUUCUCUGUCUGUCAGUGUAAAAUACAAUAAAAUUGUUGGUCCUCCAAAUCCUC